Colletotrichum lupini is the source of this 444-nucleotide messenger RNA. RefSeq lists its product as uncharacterized. The record is from RefSeq and is a predicted model, not a curated record. Lineage: Eukaryota; Fungi; Ascomycota; Sordariomycetes; Glomerellales; Glomerellaceae. The coding region runs from base 1 to 444 and encodes 147 amino acids. The transcript is spliced from 2 exons.
AUGCUAUCUAGGUAUCCAUCCUUCGCCUGGCAGAGAUGUGGGCCGUCGAAUUCGACAAACACGCCCGCCAGAGCCGCCCUUCGCUUGCGGCAGGCACAGAUAAGCGUCGUGAUCCGCGACAGAGCCGCCGAGAACGAGGAGCAAGCCGAUUCAGCACACGCCUCGUUCGCCUCAUGCAUCCCACCAUCUGGGUGCGCUAUCACACUAUCUGGCAAAUACUUUAUCCAGCGAGCCUCAUGGAGGCUCGGUCCUCGCGAUAAACGUCCCGUCACUUGUCAGCUCGCUAUUCCUGACGCAAAUGACAUCUUUUCGCUCUCAGUCCUGCUUUCGUUUUGCCCUCUGCCUUUGCACCCUGCCCCAACCUCCGAAUCCUCCUUUCAUCGCCCCGAUCAUGAACCAAGAGAAAAACGUGCUACACCCGUAAAAGCUUUAUCAAAAACAUAA